Didymodactylos carnosus is the source of this 592-nucleotide messenger RNA. The record is from the annotation of a GenBank genome assembly. NCBI's taxonomy places the organism in Eukaryota, Metazoa, Rotifera, Eurotatoria, Philodinida, Philodinidae.
UUCCUCUUUUUUUCUUUUUAUCUCUUUCGUUCAUGGUGCUGACCUAGUCAAAGUUUCUCACUUAACUUUUUGUCAGUACCACUGUCAAUUUAACAUCCAGGACAUGAAAUAAAUUUGAUUUGAUUUUUGAUUGGUUUGUAUAAGUUGAGCGAAAUAUCACAAAAAGAAAUAAAGAAAUUUGUUCAUUGUUUAUUUAAAUAAACAAUGAAAUUAGACAUAGCUGCAUCAAUUAUUAUAAUGUUUUUAGCUGAAAGAUAAAUUUGAUUUCAUAUUAUUUUAGUUGCUGGGUUUUAUGCAUGCAACAAUACCAAUGCCAUCAGCAUCAGUACUCGACGUAUUGAUCAGUCUUGGUUAUCUGGUAGCACAGCGAAUUAUUUACUCAUAUAUUUUGUCAUUGUCUGCAGCAAGCAACUACGAAAAAGAUGAUGAAAUCUAUACUGAUGAAGAAGUGUACAGUAGAGGUCUGCGGGACAGUUCCAGUCCCGGUCCCGCGGGACUUUUUACGGGACCGGGACCUAGAGGUCUGUGGGACGGUCCCGUGGAACUUUUAAUAGGACCGCGAUCAGGUUUUUUUGAAAAUAGUCUUGUAUGA